CAACCCGAUCAAACGCCACCCGCCGCUUUUUCCUGCAGUCAUUGUCGUCAUUUGCAGGGCUCGACAUUCCAGCGACUCUGCGCCUCCGUGCGACCUCACCGACACCAACCUCUCGUCGGGAAUCUUCUUUUGUCUUGUUGAUGAUCGUCAUUGAUCUUGUGCCGACUUUUGCCACUCCACCAGCCCUCUCUGGUGCGCGUUGUGAACCAUGGCCCGACAGAAUCAGGACCAAAAUCAGCGGCAAGGCCAGAAUACACGGCCGACUAGGAACAUAACGGGACCGCAGUCGGCGUUGACAGACUUUCUCGCCUCGCACAACAUCUCAGCACGUCAGAUCAGGGAUGAAGCCGAACAUCGCCGACAGCAGGCCCUGUCUCAAGCAGAGCAGAAUGGCGAGCAGCUGACGGUCACUGUUGCUGAGUCCAGCAGCAGCGGCCGGCGACGCGCAAGCCGCGUCGAAAACGACGAACAAAAAUCCAAGAAGAAGGCCGAGGAGGCUAAAGCGAUAGAGAAGAUCAAGGCGAGCAAAGCGUUUAAGAAGCGCAAGAAGAACGCUUACGAUUCGGAUGACGACGACGAGAUUGCACGGGCUAUCUUUGAAGCGCAUCAUGCCCCGCUUCCCGGUCAGAUUGAGAACUGUGCCAUUUGCAGCAAGCGGUUCACAGUCACGCCGUACUCGCUGGCUGGUCCUGAUGGCGGGUUGCUGUGCGCGCCAUGUGGCAAGGAGCUUGCCAAGGAGAAGCAAGGACAGCCCAAGAAGAAGCCCCGGAAGCAGGCCGGUGGAGUCGGCUCGCGCCGGGCCAUGGCCAGCCGCAUCCUCGACGGAGAUGUCGGGACCAAGAGUCUCGCGACGCUCUGCGUCCAGACCCUUGCCAAGAAUGUCGAUCUGGCAGACAGCCUGGGCGACUUGCCGGAACAUCUCGUUGACAAAAUUGCUCGGAUAUUCUCUAAGCGCAGACUGCUGAAAUCUGAGACGCUGCCUCUCUUCGCGCAGCCGUUGACAGAGACGGUGCACAUCUACGACGGCGCGAGACUGGGAGAACAGGAUUUCAUCAGCAUCUUCCAGGUUGCCCCGAAUCUGAAGCGAUUCAAAGCGCGGGCGGCAAUUCAGUUCAAAGAUGAGGUGAUGGACUAUGUGCUCUCCCGAAACACGUCCCUUGAGAGCUUCUACCUACAUGGCGCGAACUUGCUCAGUGAGGAGAAGUGGCACGAGUUUUUGGCCGCCAAAGGCCAGAACCUCAGGGGCCUCCAAGUCUAUUACACGGACAAGCACUUCGGCGACGACAGCAUCGUCACUAUCGCAAAAUACUGCCCCAACCUACAGCGCCUGAAGGUCGAAAACAACCAAAAAAUGACUGACAAGGGAGUGGAAGCAAUUGGCGAACUAUCAUCCUUACAGCACCUUGGCCUCCAAUUGCAGAACCGGACAGCUCCCGAGUCCAUCACUCGAGCCCUCUCCAAGGUGGGCGGGACUCUCCGCACCCUGUCGUUGAAGAUUGUCCCCGACGCGGACGACAGGGUCCUGGAAGCCAUCCACGAACACUGCCACUCCCUCGCAAAGUUGCGCAUUACCGAGAGCGAGCAUAUGACCGACAAGGGAUUCGCGGACCUGUUUACAAACUGGGCAAACCCGCCACUCCAGUUUCUGGACCUGCAAAAGUGCCGGCACGUCGAUUCGACCCGACCACGCCACAAUGACGAUGGGAUUGGCCUGUGCAGUGACGGAUUCAAGGCCUUGAUGGCGCAUUCUGGAUCCAGGCUUGAGCAUCUGAAUGUCCACGCGUGCCGACAUAUCUCACGAGAAGCGUUCGAGGAGGCCUUUGAUGAAAAGGCUCAUUAUCCCGAGCUGAAAAAGCUCGAAAUCAGUUUCUGUGAGGAGGUGACGGACUUCAUCCUGGGGUGCGUCUUCCGGGCCUGUCCCAAGAUCAAGGAGAUCAAUGUGUUUGGGUGCAUGAAGGUGAGGGACGUUCGUGUACCACGCGGAGUAAUCAUGGUGGGGGUACCUAAUGCGCAAGGCAUGAUUACCGAGGGAACGGAAUAAUGAGCAUGUACAAGAUGGAUUGCUGCUGUCUCUCCCGGCGUUUAGAGCCUGGUCAGAGCAACUACACGGAGUUCGGCGCGAAUGGGCAAGUGCCACAUGACGUUUCUGAAGGCUAUGUACAGUUAUCCGAUGCCGACGCCAGUAUACUAAAGGAAUGGGCUACGUGUUUGUAACAUGAGGAGGUCGAUGAAAGCCAUGCGACAUGCGAUCGGAGUACCGUAUACACCAAGAGAGAAAUCAGCUGCCAUUCUCUCGUCGAAGUUAUGCUGGUUGUCGUGGUUUCCGAGCUGGCUGGCCAAGCCAGCACUCCUCGCUGCCAGUGGGCCACUUGAAACUCUGUACGGUGAGGUGCAUACGGUAGUUGUAUUCAUUAUGCGCCGGCUGGCCGUGUCCCAGACCCUUGGAUGUUUACCUGCCGAACGAUGCGACAGCCCGGGGGCCUCGCGCCCAUCAAGCGCCCUUGACCAAGUUCUGAUCCCACUGGCUCCACAGAGUGAGACGCUGCUCCAGCUCCUCAUCCGAGACGCCCUGAGAGUCUCGUUUCCAAGGUUGAGGGAACUUGGCACAGCCAAUCAUGUGGGUAAGGUAGUAGAGAUGAGAGAAGAUGUUGAGGCCAAACGUCCCGGCAUUGCACUCCGUGUUGGCGAUGCCGUCGCAGCGGCGCACGGCGCCGACGGGAUAGUCCGUCUGGUCCACGCCGCCCCCCGCGAGCCAGUACUCGGGCGAGAUGUGGCGGUAGCCGAGAAACAUGGGGCCCAGCCGGGGCACGGGGUCGUCGCGGUGGGUGACGCGCCACGAGCGGCCGCCGGGCUGGCUGGUGACGAAGUUGGCGAAGGCGUCGUUGCCGACGCGCGGCGAACCAAAGGUGAAGACGUC
Purpureocillium takamizusanense is the source of this 2917-nucleotide messenger RNA. It is a transcript of the gene RAD7, whose product is annotated as UV-damaged DNA-binding protein rad7. NCBI's taxonomy places the organism in Eukaryota, Fungi, Ascomycota, Sordariomycetes, Hypocreales, Ophiocordycipitaceae. Gene Ontology annotation, cellular component: SCF ubiquitin ligase complex. The transcript is spliced from 5 exons. The record is from RefSeq and is a predicted model, not a curated record. Gene Ontology annotation, biological process: SCF-dependent proteasomal ubiquitin-dependent protein catabolic process. The coding region runs from base 209 to 2041 and encodes 610 amino acids. Gene Ontology annotation, molecular function: protein binding.